AUACCAUCGCUUCAAAAAUCGUGAACAGAAUUUCGAUCGGUUAAGUGCCCGUGUAGUGAAUAAAUUAAUAUUUUCAUUAAAAUUAGUACGAAAAAUGUGAAAAAACCGGUGCUCCCGCGAUGUCGAUCCCGCUCAAGUACGGUGCCAUAAAGCAGGCGUUAGUGCCGAAAAGUGAUUUCAAUCGCUACCUGGUGGUGUUCAUCGCAGCGCUAGUGCUGCUGGCGCUCUGGUUUGGGGGCAGCUCGGUGUCGGAAGCGGACGGCGAGCGUCUCUCGCUGGACCUGGUGGACAUUCCGCAGAUCGUGCUCGAUAAGGAUGCGGAGUUGGCACGGGCUCGCAACAGGAACUGCUCCUACUGGGACUGCUUCAAUGUGUACCGGUGCGGGCAGAGGGGCCUGGCCGGGACCGAGGAGCACGAGCGGAUCUCGAUUUACGUGUAUCCGCUGAAGGAGUAUGUGGACGGGGAUACAAGAAAGCCCGCUUUCCAGCUUACCAAAGAGUUCUACACGAUACUGAAGACGAUCGUGAACAGUCCGUACUAUACGGCGAAUCCGAACGAGGCCUGUCUGUUCGUGCCCACUUUGGACACACUCAACCAGAACCGGAUCGAUGUAAAUCUGGUGGGAAAGGCACUGGCUUCGCUACCAUACUGGGAAAAUGGCGAGAACCACAUACUGUUCAACUUCAUAGCCGGAUCGGCACCCGAUUACAACACGGUUCUGGACGUGAACACCGAUCGUGCCAUGAUCCUCGGUUCUGGAUUCGACAGUUGGACCUUCCGCCCGGGAUUCGACCUGCCGAUGCCUAUGUUCAGCUCCAUUCUCGAGCACCACCGAUUGAACGCGAUGAAUACGGAUCGGAAGUUCCUGUUGGUUUCAUCGCAGUUGAACAUCUUCCAGCGACAGUACCGGAUCAUGCAGGAGUUGACCUACGAUUUCCCGAAUGAGCUGCUAUUGCUGCAGCGUUGUCCCACGACGACCGUCAAAGCGGAAGAGAGCUUUGAUGCUUCGAGGCCUAUCGAGACGGCGAGUAGCCCUGAGGAACUGAUCAAGUCGAUCAAGGAUGUUCGCUGCAAUUUCCCGCAAGGUAACGAGUAUGAAUACCCGGGGGUUUUGGAAAGUGGUCAGUUUUGCUUGAUAGCUCGGGGAGUCCGAUUGUCGCAGCCGACGCUGAUGGACGCCUUAGCGGCAGGAUGUAUCCCAGUGAUUAUGGCGGACAACAUGAUCCUUCCUUUCAGCGAAAUCAUUGACUGGGACUUGAUCUCGAUUCGAAUCUAUGAAAAUAAUCUCCACUCAGUAAUUACCACUCUCAAAGCAGUAUCCAAAGAACGUAUUCAAGAACUGCGUGCACAAGGAGCAUACGUCUACGAUCGGUAUUUCUCCAGUCUGGAGAGGAUCAUUUUGACGACCCUCGAUCAGCUGAACGAUCGUAUCUUCCCACAUCUCAGCAAAACCUACAUGCACUGGAACGUGGCCAAAACCCAACAUUCCACUCAGAAUCCCCUAUUCCUGCCCCUGAUUGCACCAAAGUCCCAAGGCUUCACGGCCGUGAUCCUAACCUACGAUCGAAUCGAGAGCCUCUUCAUCCUGAUCCAGAAGCUCGCUACAGUCCCAUCGCUCCAGAAAAUUCUAGUCAUCUGGAACAACCAGAAAAAGUCUCCGCCGCAUCCAUCGCUAUUCCCGAAGAUCGGGAAACCACUCAAGGUGAUCCAAACCACGGCCAACAAACUCUCCAAUCGGUUCUACCCCUACGAAGAGAUCGAGACCGAGGCCAUCCUCACGAUCGACGACGACAUCGUGAUGCUCACGGCCGACGAGCUCGACUUUGGCUACGAAGUGUGGCGUGAGUUUCCCGAUCGGAUCGUCGGAUUCCCGUCGCGGACGCACGUCUGGGACAACGCCACCAAUCGCUGGCGGUACGAGUCCGAGUGGACCAACCAGAUCUCGAUGGUCCUGACGGGGGCCGCCUUCCAUCACAAGUACUGGAGCUACAUGUACACCAACGCCAUGCCCGGCAACAUCAAGGAGUGGGUCGACGAGCACAUGAACUGCGAGGACAUUGCCAUGAACUUCCUGGUGGCCAACGUGACGAAUAAACCGCCGAUUAAGGUGGCCCCGCGGAAGAAGUUCAAGUGUCCGGAGUGUACCAACAACGAGAUGUUGUCGGCGGAUUUGAACCACAUGAUGGAACGGUCCGCUUGUAUCAAUCGGUUCGCGGAGAUUUAUGGGACGAUGCCGCUGAAGACGGUGGAGUUCCGGGCAGAUCCGGUGCUUUUCAAGGACAACUUCCCGGAGAAGUUGAAGCGGUUCAACGACAUCGGCAGCCUGUGAGAGAGGUUUGCGGCAUUUAUAGUAGGUUUUAAGCUUUGUGGCGCGUGCAGUUAUCGUGUAUUUAGCAGAUCGUUAUGCUGCUGUAGUAAGUUCUCAUAUCAGCGUUUAGUCUAAUAGAUAUUAGAAAGUGAUUAAAUGUAUCUCUCUA
This is a messenger RNA of Aedes albopictus (Asian tiger mosquito), 2478 nucleotides long. It is a transcript of the gene sotv, whose product is annotated as exostosin-2. The transcript is spliced from 2 exons. Lineage: Eukaryota; Metazoa; Arthropoda; Insecta; Diptera; Culicidae. Gene Ontology annotation, molecular function: glycosyltransferase activity. Gene Ontology annotation, cellular component: membrane. The coding region runs from base 120 to 2330 and encodes 736 amino acids. The record is from RefSeq and is a predicted model, not a curated record.